Messenger RNA from Symbiodinium necroappetens, 879 nucleotides. The record is from the annotation of a GenBank genome assembly. Lineage: Eukaryota; Dinophyceae; Suessiales; Symbiodiniaceae.
AUGCUGGGAUUCGUGAUGUGUGCAUUCUGGCUUGCGUUUGCGCUUGGAGGUUUCGCUUUCCACUUCACUAACCACACAAUUGGAUCGGAUUAUUCUAGCGGCCGCAACGAUGUCAUCAUGCAGUUCAUUGCGAUUGCUUUCUGCGGAUUAAUUUUCUGGUACAUUGCGCACCUUGCCCGUGAGUACUGCCGUGAAGUUACCAUCAUGUGCCAGCAUAUCGGACUGUUCCGUGUUGCAACUGCUGAAAGCUUCUGCUGCUCUGUAAAGCACAGAAGACCCGGUGGCGACGAGCCCAUGAUGUGCGACCGAGAGGUGAUGCAGAAAUGCAUCAAUAUCUGGUUUGGGGGCACGGAAGCUUUUGAACGGCAUGUUCAAAGCGAUUUAUGUGAUUUGCUGGUGGAUCAGCUUUCCAAUCACAUGGUUUCAUACUGGCGUUUAGCCGAGGCCGCUCCGGUAUUCUUGUGGUUUCAUCUUGAUGUAGUGGCACGUCACCUACGCAUACGGUAUUUCACAGAUUCGGCAGAGGAUGGAGCAUUGCUAACUGGAAUCUUGAUUCUUCUCGUGGGCCUGUCUUACUGGCUAGGGGUGGUUCCGAUGCUGGUCCGCAUAAUGUUUCGCUUGUCUUGGACCAUGCAGGCAAGGUGUCACUGCCGACUACUGGACUACUUCAAGUCCUUGCUCCUCCUCCUGCCAGGAAUCUCCAUUUUUGGCGCCUUCGUCUUUCUCCACUUCUUCCUUUCCGGGUAUCUUCCGUAUGAUUUGGGUUCGCUCACUUUCGCACUCAUAACGAAUCCUCUCGCAGCGCUGGUCUGGCGAAGCCUCCCAGUACCUCUGCCACAGCAGAACAUGAGACUAGCAAGAGAAGACGCUCAGUCGUAA